AAUCAAUAGAACACAACCAGAACCCAGAACAAAAAUGUUUAGACUCCUGAGAUCAUCCCUCCAGAACUUUAAAAGAUUCAACAGCCACUCAGCCCACCCCGUCACUCCCACGCCCUCCAAGGCCCCUUUCAACAACAAGUAUAACUUCAACACCAGUCCUCCUCCGGUGCAUGAAUACUGGAACAUACGUAAUACCAGUUUUCUUUUAGCAUUCAUUCCCCUUUACUUUGCCGUUAGUUACGUGACAAAGAACGGAGUGCAAGAAAUCGAAGGAUUUGGUGGUCUUGUUGAGUUUGCUAAGGGUGAAAAGUCUCCUUUGAAGGAAAUCAAGUUUGGUGAACCCCAAUUACCAACGAAAAAUUGAACCCUCCAAUUCACUGUAAACUAGUCGACAACUGGCUGCAAGUGCAGUUACAUUUCCAAUGGCAUAGUAGUGUUCGAAUCCGGUACGCACCCGGUAUGCUAGGAGAUAUUGAUAUUUAUUACACCCGUCUGCAUUAAUAGGAACCAUACUAAAAUAUAUAUAUACAUUCAAUGUUCAAGCGCCCUAUAUACUACAGUAGAAUGCUCUUAUAAUGUACUAACGACACAUGCCACUCAAUCAUAUAAGGAAAGUAACAUCUAACUUUUACUGUUAUCGCCUCUACAUAUAGUGUGUCUCCCACCUCUGCUUAC
Molecule: messenger RNA, 675 nt
Organism: Yamadazyma tenuis ATCC 10573
Lineage: Eukaryota; Fungi; Ascomycota; Pichiomycetes; Serinales; Debaryomycetaceae
Source: RefSeq, a predicted model, not a curated record